AUGUGCACCUCAGUUGAGAAUUGCACCCAAGUCACCUGGUUCCUCCUGCUGGGGCUCACAGAGCAGGAAGGGCUCAAGGGCAUCCUCUUUGUACUCUUCUUGUUCAUCUACUUAGUCACCCUCAUGGGCAACCUGGGCAUGAUUAUCCUGAUCCACACAGAGCCACAGCUGCAUACACCCAUGUACUUCUUCCUGAGCAUUCUCGCCUUCAUGGAUUCCUGUUUCUCCACUGUGGACACCCCCAAGCUGCUGGAGAACUUCCUCACCUCAAGUCAGUACAUCUCCUUUGCAGGCUGUGUGGCCCAGAUGGCCCUCAUGACUCUCCAUGGUAUUGCUGAGUGUCUGCUCCUGGCCAUCAUGGCCUAUGAUCGAUUUGUUGCCAUCUGCCACCCUCUCCUCUACCACACCAUCAUGUCACAACAUCUAUGUUUCCAGAUGGUGGCAGCCAUCUAUACAGCCUCUAUUGCCAAUUCAGCUUUGCUAACUGGGUACAUCUUCAAACUGCCCUACUGUGGCCCCAACGUCAUUAACCACUAUUUCUGUGACAUUCCUCCAGUGCUUCAACUUGCCUGUGCAGACACUGCAGAGGUUGAAACCAUCGUCUUCUCAUCUUCUGCCCUGAUUUUCUCUUUUACCAUCACCAUCAUCCUGGUCUCCUAUGCCUACGUCCUGGUGACUAUCUGCAGAAUGCAUUCCCCAGAGGCUCAGAGCAAAGCACUCUCCACCUGUACCUCCCACCUCACCAUUGUCUGCCUUUGGUAUGGCACCAUCAUCUUCAUGUAUGCUCAGCCAAGCUCCCUCAAUUCCAUGGAACAGAACAAGUUCGUGUCUGUCUUCUACACUGUGAUCAUCCCUAUUCUGAACCCCCUGAUCUACAGCCUGAGGAAUAAAGAUGUGAAGUCUGCUUUAAAGAGGAGAUACUUUGGCAAGCUGCCUUCUUAA
This is a messenger RNA of Myotis davidii, 942 nucleotides long. Its product is annotated as olfactory receptor 8U9. Bases 1 to 942 code for a protein of 313 amino acids. Lineage: Eukaryota; Metazoa; Chordata; Mammalia; Chiroptera; Vespertilionidae. The record is from RefSeq and is a predicted model, not a curated record. Gene Ontology annotation, biological process: G protein-coupled receptor signaling pathway; sensory perception of smell. Gene Ontology annotation, molecular function: olfactory receptor activity; G protein-coupled receptor activity; odorant binding. The transcript has a single exon. Gene Ontology annotation, cellular component: membrane.